AAAGCUGAAGAACCGAAUUUCAUUGCAUCUUUCUUUCUUUCCUGUUGCAUCAUGCGGACCGCCACAAAUUUCUCAUCCACAAACUCAAAAUUCCUUAUCACUCCACAAUGUUCUCCACACUCAUAGGCCAUCUUGCUAGUUCUUGUUACUACUCACUUCUUCUCUCUACCUUGUGUUGUGGUGUCCCUCUUUCUUCUCUUCAAUAAUAGCAUUAGCAUGUCUCUCACCAUCAAACUACAACUACUUCCUUUUCUCAACCAAAACCGCCACCAUGCAGCACCAACAAAAAACAUAACCAGAAAACAACACGUGUCAGGUUCUAACCGCCACAACGUGAGAAUUCGUCCUGAACCGAUUUACAGUUCCAAUUCUCUUAUCAUCGCAACCACUAGGAAACUGAAGCUACCGAGAAUGCAGGGUGUGAGGAGCUCGUUGAUAGAGCCUGAUGGAGGGGCAUUGGUGGAUCUUGUGGUGCCGGAGAGCCAGAGGGGGUUGAAGGCGGUGGAGGCGGAGGCGCUGCCGAAGGUGCGGCUGACGAGGGUUGAUCUUGAGUGGGUACAUGUGAUUGGGGAAGGGUGGGCUAGUCCUUUGAGGGGUUUCAUGAGGGAGGAUGAGUAUUUGCAGAGCUUGCAUUUCAAUUCCAUGAGAGUGGAGGGUGGUGGUGGUGGUGGUGGUGGUUCUGUGGUGAACAUGUCGCUUCCCAUUGUGUUGGCUAUUGAUGAUGAGACUAAGGGUCAAAUUGGGUCGUCGUCAAAUGUGAGUUUGAUUGGGCCUGAUGGUGAUUGUGUUGCAAUUCUUAGAAGUAUUCAAAUCUACAAGCAUAACAAGGAAGAAAGAAUAGCUAGAACUUGGGGAACAACUGCACCAGGAUUGCCAUAUGUUGAAGAGGUGAUUACCCCAGCUGGAAAUUGGCUUAUUGGAGGAGAUUUGGAAUUGCUAAAACCUAUCAAAUAUAAUGAUGGUCUUGAUCACUACAGGCUCUCACCCAAACAACUUCGUGAGGAAUUCGAUAGGCGUGAAGCUGAUGCAGUUUUUGCCUUUCAGUUAAGAAAUCCAGUGCACAAUGGCCAUGCCUUGUUAAUGAACGAUACGCGUAAUCGCCUGUUGGAAAUGGGUUACAAAAAUCCAAUCUUAUUGCUUCAUCCUCUUGGAGGUUUCACAAAGGCUGAUGAUGUGCCCUUAGAUGUCAGGAUGGAGCAACAUAGCAAGGUCCUAGAAGAUGGAGUUCUUGAUCCAGAGACUACCAUAGUUUCUAUCUUUCCAUCACCUAUGCAUUAUGCUGGUCCAACGGAAGUGCAGUGGCACGCCAAGGCACGAAUAAAUGCAGGUGCUAACUUCUAUAUUGUUGGUCGUGAUCCUGCUGGUAUGGGUCACCCGACUGAGAAAAGGGAUUUGUACGACCCUGAUCACGGGAAAAAGGUGCUCAGCAUGGCUCCUGGUCUUGAGAAGCUUAACAUUUUGCCAUUCAGGGUGGCAGCUUAUGACACUAAGGACAAAAAGAUGGCAUUUUUUGAUCCAACCCGUUCUCAAGAUUUCCUAUUUAUAUCAGGAACCAAGAUGCGGGCUUAUGCAAGAAGCGGGGAGAAUCCACCAGAUGGAUUUAUGUGCCCAAGUGGAUGGAAGGUUCUUGUUAAUUAUUAUAAAAGUUUGCAGGCGGAAGAGGCAGCACAACAGCCUGUGCUAUCUGCUUAGACAUAACUAGGAAUUUUUGCAUUAAUUGGUUCCAAAGGAAGAGUGUUAAGGGUACAGUUCCAGGAGUGCCAAUUUUGAUGCAUGGUCUUCCAGCUUCAUGGUCAAGAAUUCAGCAAUGCGCAAGCAUAUUUUAGUUUUUUUUUAAUCCAAUGAUUCAUCUUUGGUUUCCUUAUGAAGUUACUAUGAAUGAAGAUUUUGUUGUGGUGUGUCAGGCAUUAUUGCAGAAUCCUCUAUCUGAUCUGAGUCUCAACAUAAGGACUAGAAAUUUUCAGUAGAACCUGGGUGCUGUUGGCUAUUAACAGGGUGUAUAGAGAAUGUGGCCUUGAGAACAAACACACUACAAAGUGGGGGGACUACUACAAGGACAAGAAAGGGAAAAGCAACCACAUGUUGUCCAGGGGAUAAUUCAAUGGACCACAUGGGCUGUUGUGGUGUGUCUGAAUUCUGAUGAACAAUUUUUAAGGAGGGAAAGUACAUAUUUUACUGCAAAAUGUUUUAUUUCGACAUUUGAGCAUAAAAAAUUGAAAAUUAUGAUGACA
This is a messenger RNA of Lotus japonicus, 2231 nucleotides long. Its product is annotated as ATP sulfurylase 2-like. The record is from RefSeq and is a predicted model, not a curated record. NCBI's taxonomy places the organism in Eukaryota, Viridiplantae, Streptophyta, Magnoliopsida, Fabales, Fabaceae. The coding region runs from base 217 to 1692 and encodes 491 amino acids. Gene Ontology annotation, biological process: sulfate assimilation. Gene Ontology annotation, molecular function: sulfate adenylyltransferase (ATP) activity; adenylylsulfate kinase activity. The transcript is spliced from 5 exons.